UUUGGAGUGCGCGGGCCGGAAGUUCCCGUUGCCUUGCACAGCUGCCUCGAAGGUGCCGCUGCGCGACUGUUCGUGGGGCCUUGCCUGCGUGUGCCCGCGGCCUAGCUGCUACCAUGAGCCGGCCCAGCCGGCUGCAGAGGCAAGUUUUGAGCUUAUACCGUGAGCUGCUGCGCGCUGGGCGCGGGAAGCCGGGCGCCGAGGCGCGGGUGCGGGCCGAGUUCCGGCAACACGCUUCCUUGCCACGCUCCGACGUGCUGCGUAUAGAGUACCUGUACCGCCGCGGGCGGCGCCAGCUGCAGCUGCUGCGCUCCGGCCACGCCACGGCCAUGGGUGCCUUCGUGCGCUCGCGGGGUCCAACCGAGGAAUCCAGAGGCGCGGGGGCCGCAGGGACCCAGCCUGACAAGGGUGAUGGUCCGAGGAAUCCGUUCGAUAGCAUGGGGACACCAGAGACCACUACCGAUGGGCGGUGACAGGCAGAGGAGCUCACCCGGUAGCACAGGGGAACCGAGGGCCCGCCUGACUGUGUGGGGGUCCGAGGAACCCUCCUGAUAGAGGGUGAGAUGUCUUGAGAAGACCAGCUGGAUGGAUUGGGGGAAUCGGAGAGCCCUCCUAGCGACGUGGGGUCCUCGAGACCCCCAGGAUGGAUGCUAAGAGAUGCCUGACCUUGCCCGAUCCGUGAUAACGGGUCUAACUCUCCCCAUGAGGAUUUGGGGCGGCUUGGUUGCCGGCUGGCUGAACUGUGUCUAGCUGAGAGCUACUUACCCGAAAGCAUGGGGAACCAGGACGCCCGCCAUCGGACAGAAAGAGACACCGUUCUCUUGACCCCGGGCUCCCCUGUCUUGUAUUUAACUCUGAGAAGAGCAUACUUUUUGCUGAGAAGUUUGGGAAGAUAUCCUGAUGGAUGGUGAGAAGCCCCGAAUCCCCCCUUCGGAAAACUUUCUUCCCAUUAAUUGCGGCAGACUAGGACCUGGGAGGAAGGGGCUGGGGUAUCUUACCCCAUCUGAUCAACUAAAAACCCCUCAAGACCUGUACUUGAUGAUUCUAAGGGGGAACCCUGACUCCUGCGCCCUUCUCCCAGGACUGUUGAACAAAAGGAAUAAACUUGGGGAUGUGAUUACUUCCCUGUUGGUGGUCUUAAA
Ailuropoda melanoleuca (giant panda) is the source of this 1139-nucleotide messenger RNA. It is a transcript of the gene SDHAF1, whose product is annotated as succinate dehydrogenase complex assembly factor 1. Lineage: Eukaryota; Metazoa; Chordata; Mammalia; Carnivora; Ursidae. Gene Ontology annotation, cellular component: mitochondrion. The transcript has a single exon. The record is from RefSeq and is a predicted model, not a curated record. The coding region runs from base 114 to 470 and encodes 118 amino acids. Gene Ontology annotation, biological process: mitochondrial respiratory chain complex II assembly.